AUGCAGCUCUCCAAAGACACCCACAAAUCACGAAGCAACAAGUCAAGCCAAAGCAAUAACAAAAUUUCCCUCCAUAGACGUGUCUCCGCUGUCUACGAGCACAUCCAUCGCCGCAUCCAGAUUGAAAUACUCCGUCACCAGCUACACAAACUUCCUCUCGGCCGCAAGACGCCGCCUGUGGGGGAGUACCUGGGAGACGAGGACCUGGGUGAGGAUGUGCUGUACGACGCCGACAUCUUCUGA
Messenger RNA from Aspergillus puulaauensis, 243 nucleotides. RefSeq lists its product as uncharacterized. The record is from RefSeq and is a predicted model, not a curated record. Bases 1 to 243 code for a protein of 80 amino acids. The transcript has a single exon. Lineage: Eukaryota; Fungi; Ascomycota; Eurotiomycetes; Eurotiales; Aspergillaceae.